Siniperca chuatsi (mandarin fish) is the source of this 1702-nucleotide messenger RNA. RefSeq names its product granzyme B(G,H)-like. Lineage: Eukaryota; Metazoa; Chordata; Actinopteri; Centrarchiformes; Sinipercidae. The record is from RefSeq and is a predicted model, not a curated record. The transcript is spliced from 5 exons. The coding region runs from base 53 to 823 and encodes 256 amino acids. Gene Ontology annotation, biological process: proteolysis. Gene Ontology annotation, molecular function: serine-type endopeptidase activity.
UGCAUAAAGGGGUCUUUGACAGCCCCAAGAUGACAGGCUGAGUGCUGCUGCCAUGAUGCAUGCUCUGCAUAAGCUCUUGCUUUUUCAUGUUCUGACAUGUUUCGGAGGAAAUGCACUUAGGAAUGAAAUCAUAAAUGGUAAAAAGACCAAGGAGAAAUCGAUGCUGUAUAUGGCCUCGGUGCAGAACAACGAGGGUCAUGUAUGUGGAGGAUUCCUCAUCAGUGAAGACUUUGUGGUCACUGCUGCACACUGUGGCAACUGGAAUCCUACAAGUGUUGUUCUUGGCACCCACAAUCUCAAGAAGGUUGAUAACGAUACAAUGAGAUACCGCGUAAAGAGAUGCAAGCAUCCAUCUUUUCACAAUGUACGAACUGGUAAUGACAUCAUGCUCCUCAAACUGUCGAGGAAAGCUCGCCUGGGGAAAAAAGUACUAACUGAGAAAAUUAAAUUUCCAAGUCAUCAAAUGAACCUUAAAGAAAACAAAAAGUGCCAUGUAGCUGGAUGGGGUUUCACAAGAACUGGUGGUGAGCUUGUUAAUGAUCUGCAAGAGGUGGAGGUUUCUAUCAUUAAGCUGGAAAAGUGUCAGAAUGCCUGGGAUAAUAUCCUUCCUGCCAAUAUUAUCUGUGCAGGUGGAUAUGAAAAAAAGAAAGGAUUCUGUCAGGGUGAUUCUGGCGGUCCUCUGGUGUGUGGGAAGUUGGCAGUUGGUGUUGUUUCCUUUAACAACAAAAAAAACUGUAACUACCCAGAUAAACCCAACAUCUAUACGGACAUAUCACAAUUUCUCCCCUGGAUGAAAGAGAUUCUCAAGAAUAAGAACUGUUAAAUGUUACAAUUUUACAAAUUGCUGUGGAUGUAUUGCUUUGUCUAAGUCACUUUGUGUCGCUUUGUCAGCCAAAUGAAAAAUGUGUGACACCUUUCAUCAUCAGCAGACACAAAUGCAAAAGUUCUUUAGCCAACAAAAUAUUCACAAAACCUCUCAGGGUAAGUUUACAUACUUUUUUGACCAUAUUGUCUCCUAUUGCUCUCUUAUCACUGCUUCUGGUGUAGAGAUUCUGACCUCUGCCUACACCUAAAAUUUCAUACAGAGUUCAACACAAAUCCAACAAGAGUUUAUGGUGUGUGUUUGCAUAAAGCUUACGGUAUCCACAGUCAAAAUGGCACUUCAUCUAAAAACAAUUCAGGUCAAUUCUGGUCGAUUAUAACAUCAACAUACAUCACUUAGACUACUAUUUGUUACAUAAUGAUAAAUAAAGAUAAUGAGCUACAGUUUCAUAACUGUGGUAAGAUCAUCGCUCAUUUGCAAAUGCAAUCUGCAGUUGGAAACUUUCUGUGGUUUCUGUGGUUCAUCAAGAUUGUCUCACAGUUCAAAGAAAUGGUUAUAGCUUGUCACAUAGAUUUACACCAAACAACAUUGGUGUUAAUAUGUAUAUCAAGUUCAGGUAUCUGAUCUGGCCAUAUAGCAGUAAGCACAUGAAGUGAGAGAAGGAGGACCAACAUGGCCCAAAAUGAAUAAAAUCAAGAGAAUGAAAGUGUCGUAGAUGCAAAAUGAAAAUGGUUGGAGAAUUAAAUGAAUUCUGCGGGGGAAAGCGGGGGAAACUGAUUCCAAAUAAGUUAAUGUUAAAUGCAUGUCAAUGACUGGACCGAUGUUAUCAAUGAAAUAAACUGUGUGUGUGAAAUAAACAAAAAAAAGUUUGAAUUUUGA